AUGGCCCUUCUCCAUGAUCAAAACUACGUUAUAGCCCACCUCCGUGCCUCCUAUCUCCAGGCUUUUCCUGAUGGCAUUGGCAACCGCAUUAUCAACCCAAAUACUCACAUCUACUACACACGCUCUGACCCUCUUACUCGCCCAUCCCCAUCUGCUCCGGCCCCUAUUGGCGGUCUAGGUACCGGUUUUGGAAUCGGAGCUGGCUUGCAAUCAGUCGGUGUAGAUGCCCAGUCAAAUACAACUUCCACAGCCACGACUUUAGUAAGCGAUGCUAAUAAACCUAAUGAAACUACAGACUCAUCUACUGCUCAGCAGCAACCUCAUAUUGGCGAACCAAUUCUGGCCUCGCAGUCUAUCAUGCAACUUGUCUCUCCUAGUUCUCCACCUAUUCCUACUUCUACGUUGCGUGAUAUGUCGGCUCUCCAGCGCCGGAAACGCGCACUAAAUCGUGGUGGUGGCAUUUCUGCAUCUUUUGCAAACCGUGAAGUGACCACGCGUGUUUUCAGUGGUAUUGGAUCUUUUGAUCUUCCACAACAUGCUCGCAAAGAUGUCCGAUCCAGUAAGAAAAAGUCCAAGAGCAACUCCACAGGUGCUUCUUCAUCAACAGGGAAAAAAAAAGGCAAAAAGGGCCACAGCAGUAGCAGCACAAGCUCCAACAAUCGUCAAAAACUCCCAAACGUGACUAUCGUCCCAGUCAGCUCAAAUACUUCCAUAAAAGACACUUCUACUGACCUCGCCCAAGCAUAUACACUUUCACAAGCUGGUCUCAAGCCCCGUGCAUCCACUAUCCCACCUGAUGCUGUAGCAGCAUCCCAAUACCCAUAUACUGACUCUGCUCUAAUUGGAUCUCCAUCAACUACCACAAAACCUGGAGGCCUUUUCUCGCUGGACAGAGAAAGCAAUAGUUCCACAGAUACACUUCCCUUACUCACAAACAUUACACGCAACUCCAAAGAUCCAAAAACUGUUGGAAGUAACACCACCACCAUUAAAAAGAAAAAACGUGCACACUCGGCAGCUGCUGUAUCUUUUUUAACUGCAUCAUCUGUUGUCCCCACACGACCUCCUGUUACCAAAAAUGGCACACAAAGUAGGUUUAGCGGAUCUGCAAUUGAAGAAGCAAGCGAAGGUGAUGAUACAUUUGAAGGCGCAAAAAAUACAUCAGAAACAGAAGAUGGCGGUGAUUUAACAGACUCACGCGAAGGCGCCAAAACAGAUACAGAAGAAAAUAUUGCGCCUCCCGCUGCUAGUACCCCACGGAAACACAAGACUAGUGCAAGCAGUGAAAUCAGUACUGCAAGUACGACAAGUUCAAUGGCACCAGAAACUUCUACUGCUUUGGUAAAUACCAACAAGUACAAAAAGUUAAUGGCUGCUCUUCCUCCUGGAGUAACUCUAAGUGAACAACAGCAACAGCUUAUUGUUCGUCAUCACAGACUUCGUAAAAAACUUUUACGUCUACAACAACAGCUUACUCCUAGUGAACUUAGCCUUUAUAGAAAUGGCGAGCUGACUGAGUCUCAGCUUCGUAUUAUUUAUAUGCGCCACAAGGCCAGUCGUCAUCAUCACCACCAUUCCCAGCAUACCGAUGGUACACAUAAUACCCCAGGCUCUUCUGCGUCUUCUGCACCAACCCAAAGCAAUGCAUCCUUUACUCCAGAUUCUCAGGAAAUUAUACCUUCAUCAGUUCCUGCUACUUCACAGCUUUCAUCUGCAAGACAUACACCACCCAUGCCUCGCAGUAGUAUCACUUCCAAUAUGCUGGCCCUCGGAAAAUCUACUGUUAUAAUAAAUGGUACCACCGCAGCCUCAGGACUUUCUAACCCACAGUCUGAAUCCGGAUCUCGAUCCGGGUCUGCUAGUGACUCGCAAAGGCCAAAAGUACGACUUCUUCAUCGCCAAAUGUCUUUAGGGAUUCCUCCAAAACCCAUUUAUUCUACAGCUUCCGUAUCAACUUCUUCUCUUUCUUCUCUUGCAUUAGGAACCACUUCUAAUAUUGAUACUCAAGCCACUGAUUUGACUUCUUCUCCAUUGGUGCGUCCAACAACUCCACCCCCAUCAGUAUCUAAGCCAGUAUCUGCACCAACUACACCUUCCAACUCGUCACCCAAUGGAAGCUUUACUCAAGUUCAAAUCCGCAAAAUGAGUGUAGGCACUAAUAUCCCUACAUCAUCAGCGGUGGCUGCUCUCAUCGCGAGAACAAGACAAACAGUGCAACAACAACAAGCCCAGUUACAGCGCCGUGCAUCUCGGUCCCAGACUAAUGCAUCAUUACCAGCUUAUUCUUUAGCCCAGACUGCUCCUUCCGCGCCCUCGUCGCCGAAAAAGAAACACAAGAAGAAAAAACAACAGUUAUUGUUACAGUUGCAACUUCAGCAGCAGCAUCAACUCCAGCUCCAACAACGCCUAGGGCUCUUGCCUUUGGAAGCUAAUGGAUCUCAGUCUGCUGAUCAAAGUGAUGCUGCUGCACUCAACUCUUCUGGGAUUGCGCUUACAAAUGCUUUGGGUUAUGCCAUUACUCCCAAUGGAAUAGCAGCGGCUGCUGCCGCUGUUGCGGCUACCUCGGGUACUGGCCGGAAACCUGAUGCAUUGCUUUCCAAGCUCUCGAAACUUGCAGCUGAAUCUUCAGCCAAUUUGGCUAAACAGUUGCAAAACGGUGCAGACGACAAGAAGAUUGAGUUUGGACAAGAACUUAAAACUUUACAACCGCCUAAUGCACCUCCUGAACUACCUCGCGGUAGAACACGCAACUUGAAUAAGGCAGGUACUGAAGAUUCGCUAUCAUCUUCAUCCUUAUCAAACAAAAAGAGCCCUAAAAAGGUCAAUCCUUUCCCCAAAAGAGAUCUCACAGCUCCGGUUCCCAAGUACAAUGAGAGUGAAACCAAUCUACCAGAACCUUGCAGCAAACUUACUUCUCAAAUCAAUGAAAAACGUGCUACUCUUGACGAUCCUCUUGAAGUCUACGUUGAAGCUUCUGGUAAAAGUGAGGCUCGUCCUCUUAAGCUUAAAAUGUACAUGCCUUCAAGUGAUCAGCCCCGUACUCCUUGGGAAGUUGUUGUGCGACGUGAUGUCAAUGUUGCUAAUGCCAUUGGCUUUGCCCUUUACUGCUACAAUAAUCCAUCACCGGGCCAAGUUGCCCGUACUCCUAAGUUGCCACCCAAUAUGUGUAAUGCCAACAAGUGGACGCUGAGAAUCGUUGAAGAUGAUGGUGAGCCUGAUGAAGAUUUUCCUGCACUUGACCGAACACGUCUUAUUUCUGCAUUUUCCUUUGAUGAGUUUGCGCUGGUUGAAGCUACCCCGAGCCAGGCUAUUGAAAACGAAAAGGCUACACCAUCUGUUCGCCGCAAAAAGAAUGAAUCUCAAAAUUCAGCAACUUCUUCAUCUACCUCUGUAGCUACCUCAGCUAAAACCACCCCUUCUAACCCUGAAGACUCGAACGAGAUUAAUACCACUCACAAAGCUGUUUUAAACAUUUACCAAUACCCUUAUGACGAUAUGGUGUCAUCAUUGUAUUGGACUGCUGAGGUUGAUAUGAGCGUAACAGUCGGCGAAGUUUUGUUUCAAAUUUGUAUUGAUAAGAAUCUGGAUCGUUCUCAGUAUGUACUCAAACAAGUUGGUCGCCGUCAUGUGUUACCCAUGAACUCUACAUUUUCCAGCAUCAAUUUGACAGAGUCUGAAGAUAGCGACGACGACAGCGAGUUUGGCGAUGGGUUCUUGGGUGAUAACGAUGACGAAGAAAGCCUGGGCAAUGGCGGGCUGUUGCUCAGUGAUGUCAUGGUAUUCAACAAGAAUGAACAGCGACGUCCGAGCAUUAUUGGUGCUAGUAAAAAGAAAACCCCACGGCAACCCAAGGAAGCUGCAAGUAAUGACAAGAUUGUGGCCCAUCAGCGGCGCCAAAUUGUGGCAAGCAACUUUGAAAUUACCCCCAAGCGUGUGAUUACAAUACUCAAUGGGUACCAUGAAGGUCCGUCUGAUUUACGCGCUGUUGCUGGCGAAUAUAUCGUGCCGCUCUCAACUUCACCAGAAUACUCGCGCCAUGAUUCCAGUGCUGUGGAUGAAGAUAGUACUGGCCAUGCAAAUAGUAAUAAUCGAAAUUCAUUAUACGGACGCAGAUCUUCAGUCACUUCCUUUUACCACCGCAAUUCGUCCGAAAACACAACAUCGUCCAGCAGACCCUCGUUCAGCGUGGCCAACAAUGGAACACUUGUUGAGGAAGGAGAAAACAAGACUUCAAACGGUGGAAUGGAUAAGGAUGCUGGUGGCGUUGCCUCGAAUCUCACUAACAAUGCAUCAACAACUAGUAUCGCACCGGCACAGGAUCUUGUGGCGCUCGGGCUCAUCAACACUAAUACGUCAACGUCAGCAGCACUUGCAGCGUCUGCAAGACAACGUUUGCGUGCAUCAAUUGUUCCCAAGUCUACAACUCUUGGUCGGUUGUCAAGACCAUCUUCUGGUCUUGGUCCCUCGUUUACCAAUGAUUUGCAUGGGGCAGCGGGAGGGUUUUACCGUUACAAGGUAUGGCGACGACAACCCAUGUCGUUUAUUGCACGUCAUGAGCGUGUGUUGACGAUUGACGGUGACUACAUCCAUUUGGUACCUGCAGAAGACCCUGCAUGGUACGAUAGUUUGAAGACUUCGAGUUUCCAUGUAUCGCAGAUGGUUAAGUGCAAAACUAGUCGCAAGGUACCGACAAACUUUAAGAUUGUGGUCAAUAAGAAUAAUGGAACUAAACGCUACGAUCUUGAGGCACCUACAAAGGAGUCUGCAGAAGAAAUUGUGACCCGAUUGAAAACAGUCUUUUCAAGAUACUUGCUCAAAACAAGCACGGGAGUUCCAGGGAGCUUGGGCGGCGUGCCGCAGGGGUCACUCAAUACGUUUGGAGGAAGUAGCUUAGGUGCGCAUGAUUUGUUGAAUGGCGCAGGAACACCUGCAGCAAAUAACAUUGGUGGGGUGGGUCCCGGAGAUCACACCGGAGCAGGACCGUGA
Magnusiomyces paraingens is the source of this 4986-nucleotide messenger RNA. RefSeq lists its product as uncharacterized. The record is from RefSeq and is a predicted model, not a curated record. Lineage: Eukaryota; Fungi; Ascomycota; Dipodascomycetes; Dipodascales; Dipodascaceae. Bases 1 to 4986 code for a protein of 1661 amino acids. The transcript has 2 exons. Gene Ontology annotation, cellular component: plasma membrane; cytoplasm; TORC2 complex. Gene Ontology annotation, molecular function: phosphatidylinositol-4,5-bisphosphate binding. Gene Ontology annotation, biological process: TORC2 signaling.